This is a messenger RNA of Penicillium mononematosum, 846 nucleotides long. RefSeq lists its product as uncharacterized. The transcript has a single exon. NCBI's taxonomy places the organism in Eukaryota, Fungi, Ascomycota, Eurotiomycetes, Eurotiales, Aspergillaceae. The coding region runs from base 1 to 846 and encodes 281 amino acids. The record is from RefSeq and is a predicted model, not a curated record.
AUGGCCCGGCACAUCCAGCUCCAAAACACCAAAUUCCUGGAAGAUCUCCCGCUAUCUAUCCCCAGAUAUGCGUACAAUGGGAUAGAUCAAUUCCGCGAGAUUAUUGGUUUUGAACGCGAACGUUUUGAAAGAUCAAAUCAUUCUCAAGGCACUGGAGUUACCAACGAAUAUGUCCUUUUCAAAAUAGCAGAACGUCAAAUACAGACUGAUUUCUUGAACGAAGGCGAAGCCACCACCAACCUCGCCCUGCGGGUCUCGUAUGAUCUUGCGGCCGGCCUGGUACUCCUCAAAAUGAUGGGACCAGUACAUUGGGAAAUGCAGAACAAAUUCAAGAACAUGAUCACCCUUGAUUUAAACGCCAUGGGACUACGAUAUGCUGUCCACGAGUGCGGCGGAGUUGACAUUCGAGGUAACGGUAGUGGAAAGGAAUCAGAUGCUGGCUGGGGCCCCGCAGCAAACCAGCCCGGGCACACCGGGAAACCGACCGUUACCCUUGAGGUAGCCGUCUCCGAAUCACAGGCCAAGUUGGAACAGGACGUGGGUUGGUGGCUUAGCCCUACCAAAGGGGGUGCAAACGUGACUGUCACUGUUAAGGUUGAUCGACGUGCUCCCCGCCUUACAAUUGACAUUUGGCAAUGGACUGGUACAGAUAUCGAACGAACCCAGCAAGUGAUUAUUUCAAAGGAAGACAGCCAAGUGUUCGUUACAGGGGAUCCGCUCAUCAUACCAUUUCACCUUUUCUUCUUGAGACAGCCCACAGCAGGAUCAGGCGAACGUGAUAUUGUUCUCGACCAGCAGGAAUUAGUGCCUUUUGCUGAAUCUGUGUGGCGUGUUCAAGGGUUUUAG